CGAAGAAGAAUCGAAUAUUUUAUUUUAGUCGGCCAGCAGCCUCCUUUACGACGACAAGUGUGUGCUGCCAUUCGUAGUUAUUUUUUUUUUGAGAAGUUUUUGCUUAACUAAAAAAAGCCAUCAUGUCGGAUGAAGAGGAAUACUCCUCCGAAGAGGAAGAAGUCGUUGAAGAGACUCAUGAAACACCAGCUGCAAAAACAGAAGGAGAUGAUCCCGAGUUCAUUAAGCGUCAAGACCAAAAACGUUCCGAUUUGGAUGAACAACUUAAAGAAUAUAUCCUCGAAUGGAGAAAGCAACGUGCCAAGGAGGAAGAUGAACUCAAAAAGCUGAAGGACAAACAAGCUAAACGUAAGGUUUCCCGUGCUGAAGAGGAAAAACGUAUGGCUCAACGUAAAAAGGAAGAAGAAGAACGUCGUGUCCGUGAAGUUGAGGAGAAAAAGCAACGGGAGAUCGAAGAGAAGCGUCAACGUCUCGAAGAAGCUGAGAAGAAACGCCAAGCUAUGCUUCAAGCUCAAAGAGACAAAGACAAGAAAGGUCCAAACUUUACCAUCCAGAAAAAGGAAGGAGGAUUGGGACUAUCGAGCGCUGCCAUGGAACGUAAUAAGACCAAGGAGCAAUUAGAAGAAGAAAAGAAAAUUUCACUUUCCUUCCGUAUUAAGCCUUUGGAUAUUGACAGUCUUAGUGUCGAUAAACUUCGUUCCAAGGCUCAAGAGCUUUGGGAAACUAUUGUCAGACUUGAAACUGAAAAGUAUGAUUUAGAAGAGAGGCAAAAACGUCAAGAUUACGAUUUGAAAGAAUUGAAAGAAAGACAGAAGCAACAAUUAAGGCACAAAGCCUUGAAAAAAGGUUUGGACCCUGAAGCUCUCACCGGAAAGUAUCCACCAAAAAUACAAGUUGCAUCAAAGUAUGAACGGCGUGUCGACACCAGAUCAUACGAUGAUAAGAAGAAGCUGUUCGAAGGUGGAUUCGAAACCUUGAGCAAGGAAUAUCUUGAAAAAAUUUGGUCAGAACAAAACGAACAUUUCGGUGGUCGCCAAAAAUCCAAAUUACCUAAAUGGUUCGGAGAACGUCCAGGCAAAAAAGCUGGGGAUCCAGAAACACCAGAAGGAGAAGAAGAUGUCAAAGUAGAAGAGGAUGAAAUUGAAGAAGAAGAGGUCGAAGAGGAAGUUGAAGAAGAAGCCGAAGAAGAGGUAUUAUCGAUUCAUUUUAAAAAUAAAAAGCAAAUAUACUUAUUUCAAUUAAUUGAUUUAAAGGAGGAGGAAGAAGAAGAGGAAGAAGAAGAAGAAGAGGAAGAAGAAGAAUAACUUUCUUGCUACUAAGAAUAUGGUGAACUCACAGUUCCAGAUCCUCAAUAAAUACUAAAAAAAUAUUUAUUUGUUUUUAUUUAAAAAAAAAGAUCUGUCAAAGUUUCUUUGUCAAAAAAAAAACAAAAACAUCAACUUUUGCAAAAUAAAUAUAUCAAUGUUUUAUUACUGACACAAAAUACCACAUAAUGUCUGCGUUAUUAAUGAUUUUACUAUAACUUAGCUAUUUAAUUAAAGAUUUAUUUUACUAUAUUGGAUAACGAAAUAAAGUUUUACGUAUGUGCAAUAAAUAUUGAAUAAA
Molecule: messenger RNA, 1605 nt
Organism: Culicoides brevitarsis
Lineage: Eukaryota; Metazoa; Arthropoda; Insecta; Diptera; Ceratopogonidae
Gene: TpnT
Product: troponin T, skeletal muscle
Exons: 11
Coding region: 123-1304 (393 amino acids)
Biological process (GO): sarcomere organization; muscle contraction; regulation of muscle contraction
Cellular component (GO): troponin complex
Molecular function (GO): tropomyosin binding
Source: RefSeq, a predicted model, not a curated record